Molecule: messenger RNA, 435 nt
Organism: Strongyloides ratti
Lineage: Eukaryota; Metazoa; Nematoda; Chromadorea; Rhabditida; Strongyloididae
Product: Globin-like domain and Globin, structural domain-containing protein
Exons: 2
Coding region: 1-435 (144 amino acids)
Molecular function (GO): heme binding; oxygen binding
Source: RefSeq, a predicted model, not a curated record
AUGAGUGUUGAUAAGCAAUUGUUAAAAAAUCACCUAUCUAAUUUUAAAUUAAAUAGAAAUAAUGCUGCUGAGUAUCACAUUCAAUUAUUUACUCUUCAUCCAGAAAUGGCAGAAUUUUAUGGUGCUGAUGGUAUUGAUCCAGACUGUCUUAAUAAGUCACAGAAAUUUAUUAUGCAAGGAAUGGAAGAAUUUCAAUGCUUUUUUCGUCUUGUAGAAACUUAUGGUGAUGAUAAAACAUGGAGGAGUGCAUGUUCUUAUUUUAAAGAAAUUUAUAGUGACAAAGAUAUACCACUUGAAAAAUUUAGUAUUGUCGGUGAUGCAAUAUGUGCUGCAAUUUCAAAAGUUGCUGGUGAAGCAACUCCAGAACAAAAAGAAUCAUGGAAAAAUUUGAUUAAAAAAGCUUCUGAUGAUAUGAAAAGUUUUGGAUGGUACUAA